CUUUUUUCAAUCUCUGACGUAUUGAACUAAAAAUUUUGAUUUAAUUCAUCAAAGGCGUGUUAAUUGGGAACUUUUCAGUGUUUUGGGUGAUAUUCUUCAAUUUCAAGUUCCAAAGGACCGUAACAAACAAAUGUUAGUUAGUUUGCCCAGAUAAUAAGACCACAAGAUGAUUAAUUUGACAGUAAAAACAUUGGACUCUCGGAAUCACCAGUUUUCAGUGAAUGAUGAUAUGACAGUGGAAGAAUUCAAGAGGCAUAUAGCUGAAGAAGUAAAUAUAUCUGCAGAAACUCAAAGAAUUAUAUAUUGUGGACGUGUGUUGCAAGAUUCAUCAAAAUUGAUUGACCAUGAUCUGGAUGGAAAAGCUGUACACUUGGUGCAAAGACCACCACCAGGUACCACACCUUCAAACUCCUCUCGAUCUAGUAGGACUUCUUCACCACAUCCUACACAUAGAAUGUUUCCUACUUUCGAAACCAAUAAUGCCACAGUUUUCUUGGGAUCAGUAUAUCCCAGCAAUUUAGACACACAAGGAGUAUUGCAUCCUCCAACUCAUACCCAUGCGUUCACUAGACUCAAUGUGGCUAGGAGGAUGCUGAGGAGAGCUGAACAUCUUAUUACUCAGUUAGAAAAUCCGACAGCUCCGUCUGAGCCUGCUCCGCAGGAUGAUCCUCAAGAUGAGGUACUGCCUAUUAUUGAAGCCAGGCUGUACUAUCCUGGUGCACACACAGCAGCUGAUGAAAGUCAAAUCAUCACCCAGUUUUUCCAGAAUUAUUUACGUAGAGAGUCACAGAAUUCGGGAAAUGCAUCCCAAAGUUCUGGCAGCACCCCCCAGGUUCCAACAAACACAAAUACAGGGGAGCAAAGUACACCAAAUACUUCAACUUCCACGGCUCCACCCAAUGAGUCUGUACAAGAUACAAGGUUCCCUGAGAAUGCCACAAGAACUGCCCAGUUGGCAGAAGUAUUGAGAACAUUGAACGAUGUGCAGCUAAGAUUUGCUCCCUUCUUAGAAAGAUAUCAGAAUUUUAUGCGCAACGAUCCAGUGGUAACUUCUAAUGAAGAAACUCAAAAGAUCCAAUUGGAGCUGAAUAAAGUGUCGGAGGUGAUGCACUUUCUUAGUCACGCUUAUCAUUCUCUUAGCGACGUUAUAUUGAGAGUUAGAACUUCACCCCCAAGACCGCUUUUAACCCGUCCUUUGAUGCUACAACAAUCGGCUUUUGUUCAGACACGUAUGGGGAUUCCAAUUCAGGUCGAGGCACAAAUAAACUUGUCGGAAAGACCCAGCGGCGGUGCGAGCAACGGUCAGGCCCCCCAGACCGGGGAAACCGCGCCCCCCAACACAACCGCCCCCACCGCCACCCCCCAGUCUUUCUCCAGCCAGGCCGUGCCGAUGAUCAGCACAGUACGCGUGCCCAUUCCUUUGGAGAUCAGAGGUCUGAUGCCCACGCAGGGCAUGAGCUCCUUCGUCCCAGCCCGGGAGGGUGGGGGCGCUGCCUCGGGCCCCGCGGCCGCCGCCGCAGCAGCCCUCGCCGCCUCCGGGGUCGGCAUCCGGAGCAACAGCGCCUCAACCUCGACCUCGUUCAGCUCCUCGGACCCGGAGGUCGAACUGAUCAUGGAGGUCACGCCUGAAGGUAUUAGCAUUGAUUCUUUGGACGCCGGCGUCGUCAGAUCUAACCAAGCCGAGGACUUCCUUAGAGGAGGGUCCAUAAACGGACAACAGCCGGCCAACUUUAUACACACCAUGAUGCAAAUGGCCACCGAGCUGAUUCACGGUACCGGUCGAGAUCCGACUGCCGCGCGACAGACCUCUGCCACCAGCGCCCCGCCGCUGACCCCUACGCCGCCAGCCCAAAAUUCGCAGGCGCGAGGCAACAAUCAGACCAACCCGACCAGUUCUACACAGACCCGAUCUACCCCUAGGCCACACGUCCAUUUGCACCAUCAAAACAUACCUUCGGGUUUCGAUCCCUACUUACCGUGCCAUUCACAUCACGUCAGUCGACGUAGGGUGUUCAACGAGUCCUCUUCGACUUCCGCCAGUGCUGCGCAGAAUCAGUCCAGUUCCGAAACCCCAACUGCGAGAGUCAGAGUGGAAGAGAGACAGAACCUCUCAAGUGACACUCUUCACGGAAGAUUACACGGUGCAGUGAACAGACUCUUGGAACAAGUUGGAAUAGGUGAUGCCCCAACAGCCGUUGGGGAAGACAGAAUUUUACCUUCUCUUGCUGAAGCUAUGAUUCAUCCUUCGGCAUUUUCCGGCUCAAGGGUUUUAGAGAGGAGAUACACUUUGGAGUCUGUUUUCGGAGAGUUCAACUUAUCUGGAACCUAUAGGUCCGGGGAAAGUAUAUUUGGAGAUGUCUGUAUGGCAUUAUAUAGAACUUUAUCCUUGAGGGACAUACUGAGGUUGAACGUAGGUGAUUACACCCCUCUAGCUCGUGUUAUGACUCAUCUCCGUGAGUACUUCAGUUCCUUGUCUCUAGAAUCAGGUGCACGUAUCAACGAGGUAGUUGAACGGUUUGUGGUGGAAUCCCAGGGAGUGUUUCUUACCAUGUCGCAAGUUCCUAUCUGGCGCGAUGUGGACAUUACAGCCACGUUGAUUAAGUUCUUCCGCGCCAAGUUACCGGCAAUCUUGGGACUUUGUGCGAGGGAAUUGGAAAGAGACACUUCGGACCCAACCGCCUUGUUCGAGACGGUGGUAACGACGGUCAAAGAAUUGGGUGCGUUGGUCUUUAGGGCCUGCAACAGGGAUGUAGACGCGGCCGAGUUGGUCUUCAAUAGAAUUAGGAGUAAACAUUUGAAAGGUCUUCCCGAGGAGUUGCUUGCCUGGUUCGCACCGAAUGGAUACUCCUUUUUAACAGAUUUCUUAAGGAGAAACAGCCAUCUAAUAGGUUCUGUUGAGUCCUAUAUCGUGUUACAGAAGCCUGCCAGUCAGAGUGAGGCUCAGGAAUGUUUCAGAGACCUCAUCAAUAAUCAGGAGGAGGAAGAAGAGCCAAUGGAAGUGGAAGAAGCCCAACCGGAAUCAGCAAGUGAUAACGAACCUUCAACCCUUCCGAAACCCAAAGAAACUGUCACAGAACCUCUUCCCAACGUCGUACACGGGUCCCAACCAUGGCACAGUCAAGUACCCGCGGACUGGGUACCCAUAAUCACAAGGGAUGUGCAACAGCAGAAAAAAUCUAACAUACAGGCACCGUUCAGCGACGCUUACUUGUCUGGCAUGCCCAGCAAACGUAGGAAAAUAGUACAUAAUAAUAAGCUUAAGCAUGGAAUUCCGUUGCCUCAAGUCAUAGCAGAGAGCGUUAGGAAAGCUGUGAAUAAUACUGGCCUAGCAGCAGUGGCACCUUUGGAAACUGUGUCUAGACACGCUGGAACCUCAGUGGAAAUACAAAAUGCUUACAGGGCGUUAUUGAGAACCUCUGUCCAACAAGGAUUGAGAGAUAACCCAGAUUUCACCCCUGAAAGAUUUCCUAAUGCUGCUAAUUACUUUUUCCCAAAGUAGAAACUAAUUUAUUAAAAUAAGAUUGCUACUCAUAAAUUUUUAGCGGAAAGAUAUAUACUUUGCAACGUACCUAGUAUGAACCAUUUUCACAUUUAAUGUCCAGUGUCCCGAGUUUGUAGAAUGAAUGCAUUAUAUGGCUCAAAUUGGUUGUUCUAGAUAAAGAUCGUACUGUAUUGAUUUUCAACACAUUCAUUCUUAAUUGUUUCAGUUCUUUCCCUUCCAUUAAAAGAAAUAUUCGAGGGAUGAUUGCUAUUAAUCAUCUUAUUAAUUUUUAUGUAUGGAUAUGUUUAAUAGAUAAUUUACAUU
This is a messenger RNA of Coccinella septempunctata (seven-spotted ladybird), 3805 nucleotides long. Its product is annotated as large proline-rich protein BAG6. The record is from RefSeq and is a predicted model, not a curated record. Bases 167 to 3499 code for a protein of 1110 amino acids. The transcript has 19 exons. Lineage: Eukaryota; Metazoa; Arthropoda; Insecta; Coleoptera; Coccinellidae. Gene Ontology annotation, molecular function: polyubiquitin modification-dependent protein binding; misfolded protein binding. Gene Ontology annotation, cellular component: BAT3 complex.